GCGCGUACAGCAGCAGCAGCAGCAGCAGGGCGAUCGGCUGGCAGCAGCGUGGUACGGCGCAGCUGAGGCGUCGGAGCAGCGGCACGGGCAGCGGAGGCGCGAUGAAGGGCCCGGCGUCGGAGGUGAUCCGCGAGGGCGAGCUGGAGAAGCGGAGCGACAGCCUCUUCCAGCUGUGGAAGAAGAAGCUGGUGGUGCUGAGCAAGGACAGCCUGCGGCUGGUCUCGCCCGAGGGCGGCGGCCGGGCCAAGGCCAAGGAGCUGCGCUUCGGCGCCAUCCAGAAGGUGGACUGCGUGGAGCGCACCGGCAAGUACGUCUACUUUACCAUCGUGACCACGGACCGCAAGGAGAUCGACUUUCGGUGCCCGGGCGAGAGCUGCUGGAACGCCUCCAUCACCAUGGCGCUGAUCGACUUCCAGAACAAGCGCGCCAUCCAGGACUUCAAGAGCCGCCAGGAGGCCGUCGAGCAGGCGGCCGCCGGCACCCGAGACAGGCGCCUGGCCAGGGCCCCCUGAGCAUCGCGCCCGCGCAGAGCCGAAGAAGACUAUACCUCUUGAUGACAAACCAAAUCAAAUGUCUUGGAUUGCACCAGGACGGGAUAUCAAUGAAGGAAAGCAACAAAGGAUGCUAGCAAUAAGAUGGUCUCUUCCAGGUCUGAUGAAGUGGCUGAGAAGAGGCCAGGCUUCCUUAUAAGCCAAAGACUGUUUGUUGGGGGGGGGACAGAUCUAGGGCAAAAGUGGCUGUUUGUGCAGAAUGCCCAUCUAUGCAAAAUGAUCUCAUUUUCUAUAUGGGAUGCAAAGAAUAUGCAGUAACUGCAGUUGCAAAACUGGUUUAAAUUAUUUGUAAUCUAUAUUUGUAUUUAUUUUGAUAAAUAUCUUUAAGCACAUGUAUGUCUUAAUAUUGCUACUUCCGUUUUAUAUGUGUCCAUUCCAAAUAAAAUACUUUUUUAUUAC
Molecule: messenger RNA, 950 nt
Organism: Eublepharis macularius
Lineage: Eukaryota; Metazoa; Chordata; Lepidosauria; Squamata; Eublepharidae
Product: pleckstrin homology-like domain family A member 2
Exons: 2
Coding region: 102-512 (136 amino acids)
Biological process (GO): positive regulation of apoptotic process
Molecular function (GO): phosphatidylinositol phosphate binding
Source: RefSeq, a predicted model, not a curated record